AUGUCUCCCGCAGCCGUGGACCACGACGACGACCCCGUCCUUGCUGAGUAUGACGUUUUCAUCACACCGGAGCUCGAGGAACAAAUCUACCUUCUGCAGUACCCCAACCGCGGGCGAGACCAGCCAUAUAAUGAGCGCUCCAACUCCAAACCUCUCGAGGUGCGCAUGAAGCCCAAUACCGGCUUCAUCGAAGUCGACGUCCCGGUGAACGUCCAUGGCAACUACGACAAGCGCAAAGGCGUGAAAUGGGGCGAGGCUAUGCGCAUGGCCCAGGACAACGGCGAGAGCGCUUUUGGUUUGGCCGCUGGCUUCAGCGGUCUUGCCAAGGGAGCUGUGCCCCCGAGAGCUGGUGCCUCCAGCCGCCAGGACAUCCAGGACAUGGAGCUGGAGGAGGAUAGCGUGGAGCAACUUCUCCAGCGCUUCGACGAUGCCAACGACAAGGGCCACGUGCUGAACAAGCAGACUCUUGGCGGGCAGAUUAUGAAGGAUGAGACGGGCAAGCCCAUCUACAUGCUUGGUACCUACCGAGGCAGAGAGCUUCAUCUCACACGGAUUUCCGGCAUCGUCCAGAUGCGUCCUCAAUUCCACCACCUGGAUGCUGUUCGCGAGCUCUCCAACGCCAACCGCCGUAGAGAGCGCGAGGCCGUCGAGGGUGCAAGGGCGAACGAACCUCGCGCUGUGCAGAUGACCAUAAAGAAUGAAGACAAUGACACGGCGCAAUCCAAGGAGUUCCUUUUCCGCGCCCAGGAAGAGAAGUGGACCAAGUUGAGAUACUAUGACGAAGAGACUGACGAGGCGUUCGAAACUUACCACGACAAGAUGUUUGUCGAUGAUACCGAGAACGCCGCCAAGCUCAAGUCCUCGAUGACGAACGAGCAAUACCUUGACGCUAUCAGCGCCGAGCGUCACGACCCCAGCGGGCGCUCGAAGAAGAAGCCGCUGACGAAGAAGCAAAUGCAGCGGAUUGAAGAUUCCGAGGAUUCAGACGUUCCCGAAGAUGAUGAGGAUGGAGCUGCGGCACAGGCCGAAACAGUCAUGGUGGAAUGA
This is a messenger RNA of Diplodia corticola, 1047 nucleotides long. Its product is annotated as dna-directed rna polymerase iii complex subunit rpc37 protein. Gene Ontology annotation, cellular component: RNA polymerase III complex; nucleus. The transcript is spliced from 3 exons. The record is from RefSeq and is a predicted model, not a curated record. Gene Ontology annotation, biological process: DNA-templated transcription. The coding region runs from base 1 to 1047 and encodes 348 amino acids. NCBI's taxonomy places the organism in Eukaryota, Fungi, Ascomycota, Dothideomycetes, Botryosphaeriales, Botryosphaeriaceae.